Pediculus humanus corporis (human body louse) is the source of this 1152-nucleotide messenger RNA. RefSeq names its product zinc carboxypeptidase, putative. Gene Ontology annotation, molecular function: zinc ion binding; metallocarboxypeptidase activity. The record is from RefSeq and is a predicted model, not a curated record. The transcript is spliced from 10 exons. Bases 1 to 1152 code for a protein of 383 amino acids. Gene Ontology annotation, biological process: proteolysis. NCBI's taxonomy places the organism in Eukaryota, Metazoa, Arthropoda, Insecta, Psocodea, Pediculidae.
AUGAGGUUCCUAGCUUUGCUUCCAUUAUUUUUCCUUUCUGUACUAGCUGAAAAAGCUAGAUUUGACAACUACAGAGUUUACCAAGUUGUACCUGACAAUGAAAAUCAACUUGAAGCUUUAGUUUCCCUUGAAGAUGUUGGACAAGUACAUGAUCCAGUUGAUGUUAUGGUUCCUCCUCACAAGAGGGACCAAUUUCAAGAAUUUUUAGAUACCUAUAAAUUCCGUAGUAAUGUUAAAAUUGAAAACGUUCAAAGUUUAAUUGACUCAGAAACAAACAAAGUUGGAUUGCGUUCUAACCGUAUGGAAUGGACAAAUUACCACAAAUUAGAUGAAAUGUACAAUUGGUUGGAUGAAUUGGCUGCACAACAUCCAGAUAAAGUAAAAGUUGUUGUUGGAGGCAAAUCCUACGAAGGUAGACCAAUUAAAGGAAUUGAAAUCACGUUUGGAUCUAACUUAACAGGAGUUUUAUUGGAAGCUGGUAUUCACGCAAGAGAAUGGAUUUCACCUGCUGGUACAAGUUGGAUGGUCAAUCAAAUGCUUAAUGGCAAAGUUGAUCCCGUAUUUAAAAGAUUCAAUUAUCUCUAUUUCCCUCAUCUUAAUCCUGACGGUUACGUCUACAGUUGGGAAAAAAACAGAUUAUGGAGAAAAACCAGAACCCCAUACAAACUUGGUAAAGCAGUUUGUUUUGGAGCUGAUCCAAACAGGAACUGGGACUUCCACUGGAAUGAAAUCGGUAGUUCUGACAAUCCAUGCUCUGAAACUUAUGCUGGACCAAAAGCUUUUUCAGAAGUUGAAAGUAAAACAUUUUCCGACUACUUAAAAACUGUUGCCGAAGAGAAAAACCUUAAAGUUUUCGUUGCUUACCACAGUUACUCUCAACUUCUUUUGUACCCAUGGGGCUACACAACGAAACCAUCAAAAGACGAAGCACUUUUUAACAGAGUGGCUAAAAAAGCAGUAGAUUCAUUGGAAGCUGUACACGGAAAGAAAUUUAAAUAUGGAAACAUUGCCACAACAAUUUAUCCUACAAGUGGAACAACACUUGAAUGGUACUACAACGAAUUCAAUGCUACCUUGUCCUACGUUUACGAAAUGAGAGACACUGGAAAACAUGGAUUUUUGAUAAAAAAAAUGGACAAUUUGUACAAUUAA